AUAGUACGAUUUUUAGGACGCACCGUGGAUAGCUUAACUGUAUGCAAAACAUUGACAUCAUUGUGCCAACAAAUUGGCCAAUUAUAUGACCAAUCACCGGAUGAUAUACCUAAGCACAAUGCAAAAUUAGUCAUCUAUUUUCUCCGUCUAUUAACCUUUGCCAAUCGUCGUAAGCCAUUAAUUAUACUGCUAGAUGGACUUGAUGAAUUACCUUUUAACGAAACAGAUGAUCAUCAUUUAUCCUGGCUACCGAAACAACUACCACCUUAU
This is a messenger RNA of Trichoplax adhaerens, 270 nucleotides long. RefSeq lists its product as uncharacterized. The annotation marks the transcript as partial. Lineage: Eukaryota; Metazoa; Placozoa; Uniplacotomia; Trichoplacea; Trichoplacidae. The transcript has a single exon. The record is from RefSeq and is a predicted model, not a curated record.